Sphaerodactylus townsendi is the source of this 6089-nucleotide messenger RNA. Its product is annotated as zinc finger protein 692-like. The record is from RefSeq and is a predicted model, not a curated record. The transcript is spliced from 11 exons. Gene Ontology annotation, biological process: regulation of transcription by RNA polymerase II. Bases 231 to 1850 code for a protein of 539 amino acids. Gene Ontology annotation, cellular component: kinetochore; chromosome. NCBI's taxonomy places the organism in Eukaryota, Metazoa, Chordata, Lepidosauria, Squamata, Sphaerodactylidae. Gene Ontology annotation, molecular function: chromatin insulator sequence binding.
CCAUAGUCCGCUGCUCUUCCUCUCGUGUGUAAACUGAGGGUGGGAGAAAGCAUCCCUCUUAAAGGGGCCACGGUGCCUGCGGUGUGGGCCCCACUUGUUGGCCCAAAAAGGGGGCCUUCAAGUGUAAGAUUAGCGCUCCCCGGACUCAAAUGGACUCACUGACGGCAAGAAGUCUCGUGCUUCAGAGUGAAGCUUAAUUGAAACGCGGGGCGGUUUUGAGAUCAUGGAACAUGGCCGCCAGGGCCGCCAGCGGGCCUCUGAAACCAUCCGCAAGCAGAAACGCAAGGAGCUGGAUGCCCGGCGCAGCAAAUGCCGCAUCCGUAUUGGCAGCCAUCUGGAGCAAUGGUGUCAGCUCAAGGAACAGCUGGGAUUUUCCUUGCACUCCCAGCUUGCCAAGUACCUGCUCGACAGGUGAGGAGAGAUACAGCUCACAGGGCUGUGUGCUCAAAGUGGGACAGGAUAGUUCCAGUGCUCCUGCCACCCCUCUUCCUGCUGAUGCUUUGCAGACCCUUGUGGUCCUUUCUCACAACCACAGCCAGGAGUGUGGCUUCAUUCCCGACGUGAAGUCCCCGUCGCUGGCACAGAAGGGAGCUCCUGGGGGCCUGGUGUGGGAGUGCCUGGCAGGUCACACUUUCUCCUGGAGCCCCCCCAGCCCUCUGCCUUCCACACUGCCUCCCCGCAAAGCAACCUGCAGAAGCAAGGAAGAUAAAGUGGCAAGUUCCAAGUCCAGCCCUCUACCCUCCCCUGUCAUCCGACGCCGGCGCUCCCUCCGCAGGGCAGCUGCAGCCCAUGCUUUUUCUUUAGCACUCGCUUCUAACUCGCCAUGUCCUAUGGAUGAGGCAGAGCCACCUUCUAAGGAAGAUGUGCAGGGCAGCAUGGACCAAGAGCAGACAGCAUGCUUGUCUCCCAUUGGUGGAUCAGGCCUAGGCGAGGAGGAAGAAUUGCUUGAUAACGACAAGGCGGAGAAGGCGGCUCCCUCCGAAGAGGUUCCAAGCAGCACAGAAAUUGCAGUACCUGAAAGCACUUUGCCCCUGCCAGAGGGAAAACCGCAGUCAGAGCCUGACCCACCAGAGGAGGAGGAAGGAGGAGGAGGAGGAGAGGAUUUGGAGGAGGAAGACCGCUUGGCAUAUACAGACGACCUGCGAGAUGAAAAUUAUCAUCCUUCCCUUGACAGCUGUAAGAAGCAGGCACAGCCUGGUGAUGAAGAUGUGGCCCAGAUUGGUCCAAAAAGAAUCAGGAAGGCAGCCAAGCGAGAGAUCCUCCUCUGUGACUAUGAUGGCUGUGGGAAGAUUUUUUCCAACCGCCAAUACUUGAAUCACCACAAGAAAUACCAGCAUGUCCACCAAAAAACAUUCACUUGCUCUGAUCCCAGCUGCGGCAAGUCUUUCAACUUCAAGAAACACCUCAAAGAGCACGAGAAGCUGCACAGUGACAAACGAGACUACAUCUGUGAGUUCUGUGCCCGCUCCUUUCGCACUAGUAGCAACUUGAUCAUCCACAGGCGGAUCCACACAGGGGAAAAGCCUUUACAGUGUGAGAUCUGUGGGUUCACCUGCCGCCAAAAAGCCUCCUUGAACUGGCACAUGAAGAAGCACGACGCGCACUCCUUCUACCAGUUUUCCUGUGACCUCUGUGGCAAGAAGUUUGAGAAGAAAGACAAUGUCACUGCUCACAAGAGCAAGAGCCAUCCGGACGCUGCUGCUGGACCUCCCCAGCUGUUGCAGGAGCCCCCAGCCCUGUGUCUCCCAAUAGUGAUGGAGCAGCUGGAACACCUCCCUCAGAGCCAGGCCAGGGACACUGAAAAGAGAGCGGAGGUGUCUGUUCUUGCUGCGAUGGUUGCGAUGGAUUGAAGGAACUAACAAAGAAAGAAGUGUGGCGGUAGAGAGGAUUCCAGGCCAAUCCUGCUAGCGACAAAUGGGCACUAGAAGUGUUUCCAGUGAAUCGCUGUCUCAUGGGGUCACCCCCUGAACUUUGUGACUGUGGAUUGCAACCCAAGUGAAUCACCGAGAUGAAAGCCCUUGAGGCAACACACUUCUAACCAUGUUUCCUAAUCACAGCUUCUUUCUCACUUGGUUCUAGCAACCAGAGAGAGUCAGGGGCUCAGCCAUCCCCGUUAAAGGAAUUCUUAAGUACUCGGCUCCCAAACUUCUUCUUCGACUCAAUAGGAUGGGGACCCCUUCAGGAGGUCCAGCUAGGGUUCCCAGCACAUAUUUCUUGGGACAGGUUGUCCCACAGCUGAAAAAAAUGGCACUUGUUCCUCUUGGAAGGUUACAUCUAUCGUCACCCUGGUUUUCUUUUUGAUAUGCCUGGGGGGAAACCCAGCUUGAACCCAAAAGAUUUGGACAGAUGCACUGUGAUACAGAUGCAAAACGCAGGACGCGGUAGCCCUGUUCCAAUGGGAAGGCCACCUUUGCUUGCUGAAUGAAUGAGGCUCGUGGCUUUUUAUGUUGGGUUUUUGUCUUAAAGUAAGGUUUAGCCCCCAUGGGAGUGAUGAUGUUUUUAAAAAAGAUUAUGUGAGACUUUGGUGCCCUGUUUAGGAAACAGGCCCUUCGAGAGCAGCUUUUGGUCCUGGUCCCUAUUGCUGCACGGGGAUUUUUUGUGUGUUUGUGGUCAGCCUGCCGCACAACACAGCUUGUCUUUUAAUGCUUGUAAAGAAAAAAAAACACAUCUAGACCUGAACAUCUUCAUACGCUUGAGAGUUCAGCCCAGUUUCCCCUUCAUCCUCUCCCCCACCCUCUUUUUUUCUUAGAAAACAGCAUCAUAACAUCAGCAGGCUGUGUUCUCAGGUGAGCAGCAUUCAUGUUCCCUUAGCGAUGAUUAAGAGAUUGGAGUCCCCUGGAAUUCCCUGAAGGUGUGAAGCAGACCCUAGCACCGUGCUGGCGAACCUUUGGCACUCCAGAUGUUAUGGACUACAAUUCCCACCAGCCUCUGCCAGCACAGCCAAUUGUAGGGGCUGAUGGGAAUUGUAGUCCAUAACAUCUGGAGUACCAAAGGUUUGCCACCACUGCUUAGCUGUAAGAGUGGUCUUCUUAGGGAACUGUUCAGCUGCUCUCUAGGAUCUCAGACAUGCCCUAUUUUUCCAGCCUGCUGUCAGAGCACAUUUUGGUCAAGAGCAGAGGAAUGAAGCUGCGUUACUCUGAGGCUGCUGGCCUCGCUGGUUGAGUGGUAUCUGUGCCAUGUGCCUACAGUGGAAUCCAGACAAAAAAGGGUCUUUCCUAACUCUUGGCUGCCCUCUGAUUGGAGAGGAUGAGGCUUGAACCAGGGAACUUCUGCAUGCAAAGCACAUACACUCUCUUCUGCGCUUCCUCCUGUUCCUUUUGAGAGUCGGAGACAGGAGCUGUGCUGGGCACUGAGGCCACUGUCUCCACUCCUUUUGCUGCUGAGGUAGGUUUAUCAGCCAUGGUCCACAAACACUGUGGCCUAAACAAUAUGUAAUCUUCUUGGAAACAGAAUAGUUGGGAUUUAAUCUGUUUCCAGUGAAUGGUGUGAUUUUCAGAAAGCUGUAUCCUCUCUAGCCAAUAGCAUACUUUAGGGUGGCAUUCUGUAAUACAGAGUAUCAUGGACUAUGGCAGGAGUCCCCAUAAGCACCAUAGUGCCUGCUGAAACCUUUCCUAGCACCCACUACGUGGUUUUUUUUUAAGUGAGUGGGUCCAGGUAGGGCCUUUGCCUGGCAAGGUUUCUGAUAGGCCAUUGGGGAACGGAUUGCCUGUGCAGAUUGGCAGCUGCCAGCACAGCACAAAGAUCUUCACUGUGUGACUGAAGGUAAGCUGUGGCAGCCAUUUUGUGCCUGGCUCGGCUUCCUGUGCCCGCCAUUUUGUGGCGGCACCUACCUCACUGUGUCGGAAUUCAAAAAGGUUUGGGAGCCCUGGAUCAUGGUUCCUUCUCCUGUCCGUUGCUAGUCAGUCUGUAUGACUUUUAGAUUUGAGCGUCUAGUAAGUAACCACUGCGCCCUGUGCAGCUAGUGUGAUAUGUUACACAACUGGGUCCACAGGCAAAGAGGACCUGUCAUUGUCCAAGCAAAAUAAGAAGUGAGGAAGUUUGAAGCUGUGGCCCCAAACUGUAAGUGUGCUCUUAAGUUACACCUGUGGGACCUGGCUUGUUUGCUCCUUUUGACUUUCUGUCUCUAAAGGACCUUCUGGAAGGAGCUUGGUGCAUGACACAGAGACCCCUCCCUCUUGUUCCUUUUGGAUACUCCUGCCAGUUUGGGCACCAAACUCCUAUGGGUAGCUCCAGAUACCACAGUGUUGAUACCUUGCUAUCAAGAUAUCUUUUUCUUGGUAGAUUUCGUAUCUUGGUAGAUUUUUCUCCCACUCUUGGGAGAUGCGCGGUUGGAUCCAGUGAUGUUUGAGCAGACAGGAAAAUGCACUUAGCUCAGUUCUGUUUGUAGUGUGUGGCACUUCAGUAUCACUUUUAAUGUGAUAAUGUGCAUAUAGACCAAUAGGAUGUACAUCAGACAGUUUGCAUAUUUUAUUUGCUUUUUGAAAUGGUACCAGAAGGCAUACCUAGUUCUGUGCCUUUGUGGGAAAGAUAGGAUCCACUCACUUUUGCUUAAUUCAAGCAGAUAGCAAGGAGCGACUUUAAAGCUUCCAUUGCGCAAGAACUAUUGUGAACAUGAACUCUUCUGGGGGAUUCAGCCCAGAGGCAGCUAAAACUGUCUACCCAGAGGUAACGCCGAUUGUGUUCAAGUGGAUGCACUCCUAGAUAAGUAUGUUUAGGACUGCUUCCUUGUAUACACUUACCUUCAAGUAUAUCAGCCCAUUCUCCAUGGGACUUGCUUCCAAAUAAAUCUAUCAACAACAGUUUGCUGUGGUGGAUAAAUAGCACUUCCAUGUUCAGUGGUAGUAUACCUCUGAAUACCAGAUGCUAAGAGAAAAGAACAGGGAAGGGCUGACACAUGGCAGAAACCAUUGACAUGAACCUUUGGUCUGCUGCGUGACUUUGCCUGUAUAAGUACUACCACAUGGUCCCGAACACCCACUCGUAUGUAUAUGAUUGUAAAUGUGUUGGUAGAUUUUCCCCACCCCCCAGCAGGAAGUUGUGGGAUCAGUUUAUGGCAUUUACAAACAUAGAACACUUAUUUGUUUACUUACUUUACUUACAGCCUCCCUUUUUCUUGAGACCUUGGCUCCCAGUUUAUCUGUCCCUUUCUGCCAUUCUGCCAAUCCCACCUGAUUUUCAGAGUCAUGCUGCUGCUUAGCUAAGAAUUAUUGACGGGGUCAUCUUCCAUACAUUUGCAGGCUAUCUAAACUAGUGGCCACCACUAUGUCUUUUGACAGUGAGUUCCGUUAGUUAAACUAUGGCCCUUUCCAUACAAAUCACCUAAAACGUUUGUAAAACAUUUUCAAUCCCCCCUUUACCACAGUGUUUGUCUGCACUCAUCACCCCGAAACAAUUCAUGGCUGCCGUGAGGGGUUCCCCCCCUUUUUUGAGUUAUUUGGUGAUUCCAUGCUGUUUGCUAUGAUUCUAUAGCCUGUAUAAUCAAUGCUGUACAGAAAUGAUGAAAAUAAACAGGGGGAAUGAAGUGAGCUCAAUGACGCAAUAAAAUGGCACCAAGGACAUACGAGGACAGCAGAGAGACAUAGAAAACUUAGUAAAUAGAUCACACAGUAAGUGAAAAUGUUUUGAGAAUGUGUCAAGCUAAAGGAUCAUUUUAAAAGGGGAUUCAUUUAAAAAGUUUUGAGGUUGGAAAUAAAACUUUUGGAUUACAAAAGGGAAAAAAAAACAAUGUGGAACUCCAUGGAGGGAACAUUUUAUUUCCUGCCUCAACACAUUCUAAAAGGUUUGUGCAGAAAGGGCCAAAGUGUUGCGUGAUGAUGUAUAUUUUCAUAGCAGAAGUGAAGUAAAUUUUGGCCCUUGCCUAUGAAAACAAACUUUGGCUUUCUAUUCUUGGGGGGUACAGUGGAAGUUAUAGUGCCAAAAUUGUAACUGGGUUCUUUUGACUUCCUUGCCGGGGCUGACUGCUGUGCUGUGAAAAAAUUCUAUUUUAUAAAUAGUUGCAAUAUAUAUGUAAGAAGUGUUUUUUUUCCUCACAAGGAUUGUAUUAAAUACGUCAGAAAUUGGGGCAAAUAUUUGCAAAAUAAACUAGAAUC